GACCCGCCCUGCCCACGAUGACUAUCCACAUCCUCAUCCUGCUGUUGCUCCUCGCCUUCUCCGCCCAACGGGACCUGGACACUGCAGCCAGGCGAGGCCAGCACCAGGUCCCCCAGCACCGCGGGCACGUCUGCUACCUGGGCGUAUGCCGGACCCACCGCCUGACGGAGAUCAUAUACUGGAUUCGCUGUCUCCACGAAGGAGCCCUCGGGGAAGGCCAGCCGCGAGCCCCAGGACCCCUACAGUUAUGGGCGCCGCCGGCGGCGCGAGGCGGAAGCCCGGCUCGGUUCCCAGGAUUCCGGCCUGCAGCGAGGGGGCUAGCGCAGUGCCCAGCUCGCUGGGUGACCUCGGGCACGGCUCGUCCCCUCCUCGGCUUCAGUUUGCCUAUCUGUAUAUUGGAGCUUCUACUCCACAUUUCUUCUCCCCUAACUCCAGCCCCUGAAACCGUCUUCCCCAGUCCCUCCCCGGGCUGCGACUUGGUUGGACCUAGAAGCACACGGGACCAGGCUGGACGAAGAACACUGACGCCCAGAGCCGAAUAAACAAGAGUUCCGUGUUUCAGUCUCUGCUUCUCUGUACCUAUUUCGACCUCUCAGUCGGGGCUGGGUCUCUAAUAUACCCUUCUCUAUUAGCCAUGCUGCUUCUCCCUCACGGAAGUCCCACUGUCUACCUUGAAUCCAACCCGCUGUGGCGCCUUUCUUGCCAACUCAAUCCAUGCACCUUCCGUGGGUGGUUUUGGCGGGCCGUCCUGGCCCCCAAACAUCCCUCCUCCCUCCCUGGCGUGAAAGGGCUGAGAUUUGCUCCGGCACCCUACGCGCCUGACGUUAUAAU
This is a messenger RNA of Gorilla gorilla gorilla (western lowland gorilla), 831 nucleotides long. RefSeq names its product adrenomedullin 5 (putative) (gene ADM5). Bases 18 to 542 code for a protein of 174 amino acids. Gene Ontology annotation, biological process: positive regulation of heart rate; regulation of systemic arterial blood pressure; adenylate cyclase-activating G protein-coupled receptor signaling pathway. The transcript is spliced from 2 exons. The record is from RefSeq and is a predicted model, not a curated record. NCBI's taxonomy places the organism in Eukaryota, Metazoa, Chordata, Mammalia, Primates, Hominidae.